AAAAUAUUGAACGUAUACAUUAAAUAAUCAUGUGAUAUUUUCGUAGUUCUAAAAAUUAUAUACUCUCAUACUUAAAUUGAUAACACAACUAGAUGCACAGUUUGAAAUUCAAAAAUGGACAGCAAAUCUUUAUGGUGGUGUAUACUUAUUGUCAUUCUUGUAUUUACAAGUUUUGGAAUUGGCUGGUCAGUUACACUAUUCAUAACAUUUAGUACAUUCCUUAUUGGCCUAUUAUCAUUGUUAUAUAUACAAAAGGGCAAUGUAGAUUCAUAUUACAGAAACUACUCUGGAAAUCCAUUAUCAGAGAGUAAUGUUUCAGAUGGAGGUCUUCAGCAGGUUGUGCAGAAGUCUCUCACGCCAAAUAAACUCCAUAAUUCUGAUCACAGAGUUACUGGUAGCGAAUUAAUAGAUACCUCAUUGCAAGAGAUUUUGGGAUAUGUGAUCAGGGAUUAUGUUUCGCCCUGGUACAAUUUGAUAUCUACUAAUGAAGACCUUCCUCAGAAAUCAGUCAGGAAGAGUGCACAAAAGUUAGCUAUAAAUAUAUCAAAUCGGGUAAAGGAAGUCGAUUGGAUACCCUAUUUGACAACGAGACUGGUUGACGAUGCAGCGUCGCAUUUAAAAUUAUUCAAACAGGCGCGUGCCAAAAUGAAACAGGAAGAACGACCGAAAUCGCCAAGGAAUUCUCCGCGCAGAGAGACUAGGAUCUCUCCGAAACGUACACACAAAAGGAACAAGAGCGAGACUGAUAUUGCUUGGUACUUUGGUUCUAGAAACAGUGAUAAAAAAGAUGUAGAGUAUACUGUAGGUCAUACUUCAAAGUUUUACGUUAACGAUUCCGGUAAACAAUCUUCUUUAGAAGAUUACUUCUUUGAUUUGGAAUGUACAAUGGAAAACAAUGCUGUUUGCAGAGAUUUAAUAUGCACAGAUGAUGAGAAGGAAAAAGAAUUUUUAUCUGAACUAGUUGAAUUGCUACUGUAUAUUCUCUUACCUGACAAGGACUUUCAAUGCAAACCAUUGAGAUUCAUUUUACGAGAAUUGUUUUCAAAUUGUGUUAUUCUACCACUAUUCUCAAUGCUUUCGGAUCCUGAUUAUAUUAAUCAAGCAAUUUUAUGGCUGUGUUUAAGGGAAGUAUCUUUGCCAAGUGAAAUAUUUUUAUCAACACUACGUACUACCAACAACUGUGAUGAAUUGAAGUACACGAAACAAUUAGUAUCAAGUGAAAUACAAUUACUGAGGUCGAGAGAUUCUGGAGGCGAUAGCGAUCUGUCCAUUAAACAACAACUAAGUAGUUUGUUUUAUGUGAUUAAAAUUAUUGAUAACAGACUGUCCAAAAUCGAUAACAAUGAGAAUCUAAUUAGUUACAGUGACUAUUAUGAUUUUAAUCCGUUGGAAAACGAUGCCAAGUCUAUAGAUCUGCCAUUAGAUUUUAUAUUAAAAAAUAAUGUAGCUUUAUCGUACUUCAUAGAUUAUACUUCUAGUCUAUCAAAGCAAGAUUAUUUAUUUUUUUAUUUAAAUAUUGAAGGAUGGAAGGUGUCUGUUGAACAGCAGCUUUCAGAUAUACAGAUUAAUAAAAUGAAGGGAUUAAACGAAAAUUCUAAUAGCGUUUAUGAAAAUAUUCGUUCUACCGCUAUGAAUAUUUAUGAACAAUAUUUGGGAGAUAAAGACGAACAUAAAGUUGAUAUUAGCGCAACAUUGAUCCACAAGUUGUUUUUUAGAAUUAGAAACUUGACUGAAGCACCAUCCGAACUUUGGUUUGAUGAUGUCCAGAAAGCUAUUUAUGAGAAAAUGAAGGUAUGCGAUGAAUUUUUACCGCAAUUUAAGAAAAGUAAAUCGUAUAUUAAGUUAUUAGAAGAAUUAGAUUUAUUGCAGCAAACGAUUGUCGAUGAAGACACAAUUAGUUUAAGUAGCUUAGAUAACUUAGAAGUAGCUGCCUUAGAAGAGCCUAAAAGUACAAACAACGGAAAUUUACACCAGAAACAAAAUUAUUUGACUGUGGAAGGCCUGGAAAAAAGUAGCAGCAAGCACGUGCGUUCUCUUAGCGAUGUAACAUGUUUCAUGGCUAAACCUGAAUUGCACAUAUCUGAUUCAAAUUUAAAUGGCAUUGAAAAGAUUGAUCCAAUUGAUCCAAGCACGACAGAAAAAUUAUUGAAAACCGGAGAUUUUGCACUUUGCGUUAAAAUAAUUGAAACAGGAAUUGUCUGCGAAAAAGGAAAAACAUUUGGUAUUUACGCAACGCACGUUAGUCGACAAUAUGAUACUGGUUUUCUUGAGGAAUGGCAUAUUUAUAGACGUUAUAGCGAUUUCCAUGACCUGCAUACUAAAAUUAAAGAAAGAUAUCCGGAUCUUUCGAAAAUUGCAUUUCCUGGAAAGAAAACAUUCCAUAACAUGGAUAGAGCAGUGCUGGAGAGAAGAAUGAAAAUGUUAGGACUUUACAUGCAGGAGCUCACUCAAUCUCAUAUAGUGCACACGCAUCAUGGUCUUCGUGAUCUUUUAAUGACUUUCCUCGAGCAAGGAGACUACGAUCGAGUUACUUCUGGUGGUCCAAUUUCUCAUACGAUUGAUACAAUAGUUAAUCCAAUUAAAACCGGCAUGAAAACCAUUAAAAACAUGCCAGAACAAUUAAUACAUACAGUCGAUGAAGUUGUUGAGAAAGUAUUUCAUCAAAAAACUCCCCAAAAGCAACAACAACCCGCCAGCAAGGUUGGAGCAGCACUAGAUAUUGAAAGUGAUGACAACAUUCCAUUGCGCAUUAUGUUAUUAUUGGUUGACGAGGUAUUUGACUUGAAAUCUAGAAAUCAAUGGCUUAGGAGACGUAUUGUAACAAUUCUGAGGCAAAUAGUCAGAACAAUGUUUGGGGAUAUUGUAAAUAGACGAAUUUUGGAUUAUGUCUCAUUCAUUACAAGUCCCAAAAAUGUUGCACAUUAUUUACACGUAUUUAAACAAUCUUUCUGGCCUAAUGGAGUGAAAGCUGAAAGAAAGCCAGACCGCGACGAGGGAUCAAAGUAUCGAACCAGAGUGGCCGCAAAAAUAGCAUUACUGUCUUGCUUAACAGAUGAGUUAAAACACAUAAUUGGAUCAGAAACGACGCGCAAAGGCCUACUGUCUAUAUUUGAAUUAUUCCAAAGACCAAUUUUGAACCGUAGGUUGAUUUAUGUACUUCUCGAGGGAAUAUUGAGUAACUUGUUUCCCGAAAAAAAUAUAACAGAAAUUUUCCACAAGCUCCACUCGAAAUCGAGGCGACAUCAAGAAAAACAGAAAGAGUUGGUUUUGAAAAUUAGGUGAUAACUUAAUUAAUAAUCUCAUUUAAAAAUAAAAUCUACUAUAUUUACUGGUGGUAAUUUAUUAAA
Messenger RNA from Nicrophorus vespilloides, 3347 nucleotides. RefSeq names its product sorting nexin-13-like. Gene Ontology annotation, cellular component: early endosome. Gene Ontology annotation, molecular function: phosphatidylinositol binding. Lineage: Eukaryota; Metazoa; Arthropoda; Insecta; Coleoptera; Silphidae. The record is from RefSeq and is a predicted model, not a curated record. The transcript is spliced from 17 exons. The coding region runs from base 115 to 3282 and encodes 1055 amino acids.